GAAGUUGGAAACACACAUCACUGACUGUGGAGAACACCCUAGAAUAAGCUUGGGAAAGAUACGCGACCCUUAGUUGACGCUAUCGAAAUACAGUAAUAAAUUCAAUAAACCUAUUUUGAUAUCUGUAACGCUGCCCCUCCUCAAAUGUCACCUGUCAUUUAGUUUUUCUUUACUUACAUCUUAACAGGUUUUUUAGGUUAUCUUUGGUGAAAAUCGGGUCAAAAUAAACGCUACUACGACGUAUUUCACAGAUUAAAAUGGAUGUUCUUAGUCGUCCUGCCGAAGAAUUUGAAAAUGACCAGGCUGUGGAAACGAUGUGGGCUAUCAAAGCUUUCGAUCACGCAGAAGUAUAUUUUAAUAUCCUUUGCUCAGUAGAUCCAAAAUUGCUCAAAUUAACACCAGUAGAUGAUAUAAUUUACAAGGUAUUCCGUGAAGAAUUUCCAAAAAUGGAAUUAGAGGUAAUAAAUGAAAACGAAUUGAAAAGUACUAAAGAAAAGGCGAAGUGGCGACCAUAUUGUGAGAGGUUUAAAACUUUGGUGGAAGACUAUAGUUUUGGAACUUUGCUUAGAGCAGAUGCCAAAGAGGAUUAUAAAGAAGAAAAUACGAUCUUAGUUACUAGAAUACAGUUUUAUGCUAUAGAAUUGGCUAGGAACAGAGAAGGUGUUAAUGAUAUUCUUAGGAAGAAAUUUUGGCCCAAACCACAGGAAAAUCUCAAUUAAAAAUCUUUUCUUUUGUGAAGCAAACAUUUUACUCAUAAUUUUUAUACUUCGAUAAGUUUUGUAAUAUAAUAAAUUAUUCUAAAGUA
This is a messenger RNA of Diorhabda carinulata, 805 nucleotides long. Its product is annotated as protein PBDC1. Bases 258 to 719 code for a protein of 153 amino acids. Lineage: Eukaryota; Metazoa; Arthropoda; Insecta; Coleoptera; Chrysomelidae. Gene Ontology annotation, cellular component: cytoplasm. The record is from RefSeq and is a predicted model, not a curated record. The transcript has 3 exons.